GUCAAUAAUCACCAGUUUCCGUUAAUAAUUAGUACCAGUAUUUCAAUGGGCUAUUGUCUAAUUUGUCUUUAAUUUCCCAAAGGCAUCUUCGUUGUUUUUCAAUGAUGCCGCAAUAAUUUUGGUGCCAGUUGGAAUUAGCGAGGACGUCCAGUUUUCAUUUCAUAUUAAGCGAAUAUACCUACUUAAUUCGUUAUAAACUUUCGUUUCGAAGCUUCAAUAAAAAAGUAUCAACGUUCGGAGAAUGCAUGGAUAACUUAGAUUUAGACAAGGAAAUAGAAAAUUUGAGCCACGAAGAUCUACUUGAAAUUACUCAAAGUAUCCUUAAAAGAUUGAUAGCAGCCGAUUCCCUUCUGAAAGAUUUACCAUUAGAUGUUACAACCGAAGAAGUAUUAUCACAAAUUGCUGUAGAACAAGGACAAUCAAUUACGGUUACAGUAUUGAGAGGAUCAGAUUCUCCAGUUGAUGUUGUUGUUGCCUGUACUAAUUGGAAAAGAGUAAUGAUGGUUCUUACUGGCACCUCAAAUGUGACAAAUCUCUUAGAAAUCCCAUCUCACCAAGCCCACUCUGAAAAUUCUACUGUACGUUUAUCCCAAUAUCCUUACAAAGAUGCAAUGAAGUACCUGAAGACUUAUACUACUUUUAUGAUAGUGAGACAUCCAAUGGAGAGACUUUUGUCUGCUUUUAGAAAUAAAUUUGAGGGAAAUUUGACAAGUUCCAAAUAUUUUCAGAGAAGGUAUGGAAGACGGAUCAUUAAGAAGUACCGUUCAUUGAGCAGUAAGAAAAUGAGGAACUCUGGGAAGCCAAAAAAACCACUUGGUUCCGAUGUUACCCUUAAUGAAUUUGUGCAGUACCUGAUUAAUGAGGGUUUGCAGUCAAACGAACACUGGACAUCUGUUUAUAAUCUUUGUCAUCCCUGCAAAAUAAACUAUAAUUUUAUAGGAAAAUAUGAACACCUCACUGAAGACACAGAGUCGAUAUUAAAUUUUAUAGAUGCUCCUCCUGUAAAAUUUCCAAUGACCAAUUCGGCACAUACUAGGUCGAAGGUCAGGGAAUAUUUUCAGACACUACCUUUAAGAUAUAUGGAGUCCCUCUACAAUUUGUACAAGAAUGAUUUUUUAUUGUUUGAUUAUAAUCUCGAGUCUGUACUAGGAUUUGAUUUUGGCUAAUCUGUGAAAUGUUUUUGAAUUGUUAUUUUGAUUUAUUUAUCUGGAUUUACCAACUGUGAUGACUAGUUUUAAUGUAGUUAUUUAUAAUAAAUGUUUGCAUAUAGGUUUUUAA
This is a messenger RNA of Harmonia axyridis, 1278 nucleotides long. Its product is annotated as carbohydrate sulfotransferase 11. Lineage: Eukaryota; Metazoa; Arthropoda; Insecta; Coleoptera; Coccinellidae. The transcript is spliced from 4 exons. Gene Ontology annotation, molecular function: sulfotransferase activity. Gene Ontology annotation, cellular component: membrane. The coding region runs from base 246 to 1166 and encodes 306 amino acids. Gene Ontology annotation, biological process: carbohydrate biosynthetic process. The record is from RefSeq and is a predicted model, not a curated record.